Messenger RNA from Doryrhamphus excisus (bluestripe pipefish), 3449 nucleotides. It is a transcript of the gene prr33, whose product is annotated as proline rich 33. NCBI's taxonomy places the organism in Eukaryota, Metazoa, Chordata, Actinopteri, Syngnathiformes, Syngnathidae. The record is from RefSeq and is a predicted model, not a curated record.
GGGGGGGUCUAGUGGGGCGAGUCAUGAAGCUGCCGCUGUGACACUCCGGGCUGGGACGAGCAGGCAGCAGCCGACGGCCGCCCCCCGAGCAGCACUCGCACAGGGGAACCUGCCUGCUGCACUCGAGCUACACGUCUCAACCCGGAGGCUGAGGCGCUCAUGGCGGUCGCUUUCGGAGCUGUCAUUCCGCCCGGACUGCUUUCCCAGCCGUACCCGCCCCCCCUGUUGCCCAAACCCGGGAAAGACAACGUCCGCCUCCAGAAGCUCCUUAAGAGAAGCGCCAAAAAGAAGGCGUCCCCCCAGGUGUCGCAGUCCACCGCACCGUUCCGCUCCAGCCUCUCCCCCGUUAACGAAGCAAGCCCCGACCUUGAGCACAGUGACCACUCCACCCCGCCCAAGACUCCGGAGUCCGGCUUCUACGGGGUCCAGCAGGCCGCCCGCUUCACCGCCAGGCCGCUUUAUCAGCAUGUGGCGUCUCCGUAUCCGCAACGUGCCGCGUACGCUCGAGCGGGCAGGUUCUCGCCUCAGCCAUUCGCCUACCCGCCAUAUUCGCAACAUGGCGCGGUGGCGUCUCUGUACUCCAGAGAGCAGCCAGCACCGCCGGUGCCGUCCCAGAUGGCACCGCCGUUCCGGCCGUUGAUGCCCACGAUCUCUCAACCAACUCAAAUGAGGGCGCCCCCCUCUGAGGUGAAAACUUUCAGUCUACUCAGUGAAGAUCCUGCGAGUCUAAGACCUACUCUGGCUCCACCCAUCAAACCAAAACCUGUGAGCCCAAAUCCGACUUUGCACCCAGCACCGCCGACUCAGGCUUUGAUUCGGCCGCUCACGGUGUUAACGCCAUUCGUCAAGCCGAAAAGUCCUCGUCCGACAUUCAAAGCCACCGAACGCUCAAGAUCACCCAAACCCAUGUUUGACGUCCCUCAAAUUCGCUUGUACACGGCCAGCACGUCCUACUACGAGACGUCCAGGACCCCGCCGGUCUACGACACCACCGCCCUCACGGCCAUUGGCAGCACCGUCACUGAGAGUCCACAAGUUCCAACAUCUGAGGCCAGGAGAGGAGUGGUGCAGGCGACCCAACAUCUUUUGGUUUCAGUCUCUAAACCACAACGGAAAAGCCCAACUUUGGAGAUGAAAACAGAAACAUCUAAAGUGGAAUCGAACGUCUUUGCCGCUCCAAUUGUUGAGAUUAAGCGAGCCACACCGACAUCCGAAACGAGAGUCAAGACACCAACUCUUGAGUUUCAGUCGCCAAAAGUCCUCACCGGGCGCCCGAGAACCCCUGCAAGCCGGACUGCGACCCCCGUCUUUGAGGUUUCAAGACCUAAUCCUCUUCUGUUUGCAGUGUCACCGGUUCUCAUGGAGUCAGAAAGGACCGCAACCACCAGAAGGUCACCUGGUCUCCAGAAACCGCCUGAAGCGUUGCUCAAUGGGGAUCUUCAGAAGGACGCUUUGGCCAACAGGUCGCCACAGAUGAUCACCAAGUCCAAAUCGGAACCAGACCUGACAAAUAGAACUAUUCUGGAUGAGCAAAGCCCUCAAAGACCAAAAACUCCAACAUCUGAGUUAAAUCCUGCCGUGGCAUCUUUGGGCUAUCAGAGACCUAAAACUCCAACCUAUGAAGCCAACCACCUUCUCAGCUUGUCCGCUUCUUUCAAAAGACCAAGGACUCCGACAUACGGGAUGUCCGCUCCUCGUGAAUCAGCUGGAACCUUCCCGAGGUCUAAAACGCCGACUCCCAAAACCAAGUCUGGCUAUCGUGGACUGACACCCGCCGAGUACGCCGCUCACGGAGGAAUCAAAACGCACAGUCCGGCAUUCGGUAUCACCGUUUCUCAGACGCCAACGCAUCAUGAACCUUCGGCCACCAAGAAAGACUCGGCAGAAAUCAAAACACCAACCGAAGAACCGUCAGCGAAAGAAGAGCCUCCCAAAGAUGACGUCCAUGUGGGAGAACCGAAAUCCUCAACCAUCCCAACAAUUCCCAUCAUUGUCGUUUCCCAAACACCCGAAAACUCAGCAGCAACAUGCAACAAACAGGUGGAAGCGAUUGUUCCUCCGAAGGUUCCGGAGAAACGUAUGGAGAUUCAGGAGGCACCAAAGGCCAAACCGUCACCCUCUGACCAGAGUUCUCCUGUCCAGCAGAAAGUAGACCUGCCAAAACCAGCAAAGGCCAAAGCAACUACAACUGAUAAGGAUCCUCUGAAGGCCGUCAGGACACUUCUGGGCAAAGAUAAAGUCCUGACCUCCAAACAUCAAGAAGAGGAAUCUGGAGACACCACAAAGGUUGAGAAGGCCAAAGUGAGCACCGCACCCCCUGCUGAGGCCACCAAAAGUAAAGAUCAGGACAAAAAAAGUGAAACAUCUGUCGGACCUAAAGCAGAAAAGACACGUGACGAAGCGCCCAAGAACCUCCAGAAGCCAAAGUCACUAAAACCGAAACUGAGCGGUUGGUCCAGACUCAAAAAGCACAUGGUGGUGGAGCAGGAGGAGCCUUCCUUUCCACAAUCUGGCUCUCAAACGGAGACCACGGGCCAGGACCAGAACCAGAACCAAGGGGUGAGUGCUGCCGGCGAAGGCCAAGGCGGCGCUCCCAAAGCUACCAAGAUGUGGGACGCCGUCCUCUUCCAGAUGUUCUCCAGCAAGGAUAACAUCAUGCAGCAGAUUGAGCUGAACAAGCGUGACGAGAACAAGACGGAGGAGAAGACCGACGAGGUGAAGGACGUCCCUUCGUUUGCGUACAGGUUGCCCGUCUUGCUUUUCAGUCCCAGGUUUGAUGCCAAAAAGCUCAAAGAGGCGGCAUCACGGCCGCUCACCAAAAUCUCCAGCGUCUUUGAGAUGGGUCUGAUUGGACGCAAGGCCAAAGACGAGGAACCAAAAGACUUUAACAGAACCGCCAAAGGCUUCAGCACCGCUUAGAGAUCCGCACCAACCAGGAAGUGCUUUGAAAAUAAGCGUGAUCGUGCGGACUCUGCAUCGUGAACCUGAAACCUGAACCUGAUGCUUCUGGUUCUGGUGGUUUGGACUUGACACCAGGUUUGUCUUACAGAUGUCACAUGCUAUUAAAGCUUUGAUGGUUGAAGUCCGGAAAGAGGAGCUCAUGUCUUCUUUGGACGUGGUUAGCGUGGUCGUGGUCCUGAUUGCACUUUGAUUCCCGAUGGUGCUACUCUCUCUCUCUCGGUGCCUGUUUGAUGACUUAGUAUUUGACUUCCAGCGUGCCGUGGAGCAGCUUUUAAUUGAUGUUCUGAAGACGCUUUAAGGAGCUUGUAUUUAUUUAUCUGCGACUUGAAUGGUGUGACUAGAAGGUGGACGACGACGGAGCUAAGAUGAGGAAGCUGAAGCUAAGAUUGAGUUGCUGGGUUGCACAUGACGUCAGGGCCAGUUGAAGUCGUCACGGGCAAACAAGGGUCAACAUUUUAGGGGCCUCGGACUCUGGUCUGUGCUAUUUG